This is a messenger RNA of Volvox carteri f. nagariensis, 658 nucleotides long. RefSeq lists its product as uncharacterized. Lineage: Eukaryota; Viridiplantae; Chlorophyta; Chlorophyceae; Chlamydomonadales; Volvocaceae. The transcript is spliced from 4 exons. The annotation marks the transcript as partial. The record is from RefSeq and is a predicted model, not a curated record.
GUCGAGCAUGCAGGGAGUGCAGUCCAAGAUCAAGAGCGGAUAUCACCUGCAGAAUCACUCUGGCCACUGCAGGGAUCAUCCAGGCCCCCGGAGUGCUGCAGUCCCGGAGCUUCGACUAAGUGGAUGUGCCACGUGCCCAGGUUUAUCCAAGCUCAUGCCAUCAUGGAGGCUUUGCCUGCUCCCCCAGCUGCUGGUAAAAUCAUCGUCAUCAUCAUCAUCAUCAUCAUCAUCAUCAUCAUCAUCAUCAUCAUCAUCAUCAUCAUCUUCAUCUUCAUCACUGACAGCCCCACCGAAGCCAUCGCCGCUCCCCGGGCCACAGCUGGUGCCAGGGGCAGUUCCUUCCCCUUAUCCCCACCUCACUGUGGGAGACCACCCUGUGAAGCACCAUGCUAACAUGCCUGUAGCCCGUGCUGUGCUCACCAGCAACUGGAGGAGCUCUGCUGUGCUAGUCAUCAUCCAGCAAGCUACUGUUGCUGCAGCCAGAGGCACUGUCCUCCCAAGACGGUACUCCAGCAUGUUCAGGGACUUCAACCAUGACUAUUCGUGCCUUCGCGAGCUUCUUAUUCGCACCCCCCUUGGUCUUGCCGGCCGCACGACACACGGUGUGACGCAGCCGGGUCUCCUCCUCCUCACAAGUAUCGCCUCUGUGUGUGCAUAU